Naegleria lovaniensis is the source of this 1962-nucleotide messenger RNA. RefSeq lists its product as uncharacterized. Lineage: Eukaryota; Heterolobosea; Eutetramitea; Acrasida; Naegleriidae. The record is from RefSeq and is a predicted model, not a curated record. The transcript has a single exon. The coding region runs from base 1 to 1962 and encodes 653 amino acids.
AUGUCUCGAUCUUCGUUUCUUGAUGAAGAGUUAUUGGCCGAUGAAGAUAUUGCUGAUUUGGUAAAUUAUUACAAUCAUCAUCAUCAGCACCAACAGCCACAAGGAAAUGUAAAUUAUCUCGUUCAGCAACAACAACAACUCGCAAAUACUAUGCAGCAACAACAAGGCUCUCCAUUCUUUUCAUCAUCGUUAGUAGCAUCCUCCUCCUCUCUUCAACAAGGUCCAUCUUUGGAUAUUUCUAUUGAAACAGCCAUUGAUGAACCGUUCCGACAUCAAUGGUCUAAUUAUGAUCUCAAGAAAGAUGAUGAAAUGUAUGAGAAAUAUAAUGUUGCUUUGAAAAUUAAGAACAAUGCCAAUAGUACCAGUGCACCUUUAUUAUUGAAUUGCAGACAUGAAAUUCAUGACAAGGGAAAUAUUUGUGAGAUGAGUCACAAGAAAACCAAUGUUACUGGUUAUUAUUUGGACUUUUUGUUGUUUGAUUCUCAACCCUUCACGUUGCAACCACUCGAAGAAAAAAUUGUUCUGGUAUCAAUAUCAAGACCUUCCAGAACCAUGGUUUCUCAUGGAAAGUAUUAUAUUCAAUUCUAUGUUCUUACAGCAGGAAAUUUCCAAUUACUUUGUCACACUCAACAGGUAAAAGUAUUAACGAGCAAAAAUAAGAAUAAUAGAACAAAACGUGUUUCAUUGGAUCCGACAAAGCAAGACAUUUCUGUUAAAAAUCUAGUUCCAAAAGAGUGGCAACACAUUCAAACUUCUCACCAAGUAUUUGAAGCAUGUUUUUGGGAUGAAGUUGAUUUAACUGGUGAAAAGAAAAAGUAUACUCCACCACCUGCAUCUACCACAGCUUCAUCAUCAAGAACUAGCGCUACAUCAAGCAAUCCUUCAACAACAACUCCAAAAACAGAAAUUCAAAGCAAUGGAACGCCCCAAAGUAGUUCACCUGGCCUCAUGAAUCAACAGCAGCAACAAACAUCAACAACUAAUGGUGAAAUGUUGUUACAGCAGCAUCCACAAGGACAUUCCCAUUUCCCUGGUCUGGGAGAUGGUGGCUCUCCUCUUUUCAAAAAUCCACUAUCACCAGGUUUAAUGGCAGGAUUAGUGUCACCAAAUCAUGAUUUUUUGAGAAGUCCUUUCAGAGAUGAUCAUCAUACGCUUGACUCUGAAUUUCAUGGACAUUCCUUCUUGGAAGAACCCUCUGGACAUAUUCAAAAUUACAUUCCAAUUAGCACACAUACGUCUAUCAUUAAGAUAUUCCAAAAACAGCUUGAUUUUUACAAACAACAAAUGGAAAUUCUUUUAACGGAACUAAAACGACAUGAUAAACGAAUGGCUGAAACACUCUAUAGACAGUAUGCUUCUGUUUUACAACGAGAUUCCAUGUCAUCAAGCACUUCCUGGGAUGAUUCCAACAUUCCAUCUGAAGAGGAUUUGGAAAAUAUGUUCAACAAGAUGAAAAUUAUCAAGGAACAAGUGGAGCAGUCCAUCAACGACUCCAAAAAACCGCCAUGCUCUCCUGUGGCAUAUUCAAAUUUUUCACCACAUCAUGAUUAUGUACAAAGCCCCACCUACUCUCUUUACAACUCUAAAGAUUAUGAUUUCUCGUUUGAUGAAGAUGUGACCAUUCCCGACUAUUAUGAAGUGAAAUGUAAUUCUACCGUUCUGAAAACAUGGCAAAUUACAAAUUGUGGAAUGCCAUUUCCUCGUGGAACUAGAAUUGUGGUCAAAUCCGAUAAAGAGACGCCCUUGGAGAGCGACGAGCUGUUAUUACCUUUGAGAAAUACGAUUGAGGAUCGUGUCUUGUCAGAGAGUGAGCUGGCUGGUUUUAAUGAAACAAAGAACAUUUCUUGUUCUAUUAAGGCUCCAAAUGUGGAAGGUCUCUUUCGAAGAGAGUAUUGUUUGCAACUUCCUAAUAAUAUUGAAUUUGGAGAUUCGUUGGUUGUCAUUUUCAGAGCUGUCAAAUAA